Molecule: messenger RNA, 927 nt
Organism: Lotus japonicus
Lineage: Eukaryota; Viridiplantae; Streptophyta; Magnoliopsida; Fabales; Fabaceae
Product: protein yippee-like
Exons: 7
Coding region: 222-611 (129 amino acids)
Cellular component (GO): ubiquitin ligase complex
Source: RefSeq, a predicted model, not a curated record
CAUGUGUACAUAGAAAGGAGCCUUACAAACUUUGUAACUAACCAGUGUCGUCAUUUCCAGGGCCAAAGUGUACCCUUUCAUUUCACAUUGUAAUUUACAAAUUCCAAAUUUCUGAGACCUGUUCUGGGCAUGAAUCACACCCUUUUCAAAUCUCUCUUGUUUACUGAAGGGAAAUUGGGUAACUGUUUUCUGAGUGGUCUCAAAUUGAUGAAAACAGAGACAUGGGAAGACUUUUCUUGAUCAAUCUUGAUGGAAACUUCUAUAGAUGCAAGCACUGCGAAACACAUUUUGCUCUUGUUGAUGAUAUCAUUUCCAAGUCUUUCCAUUGCAGGCAUGGGAAGGCUUAUCUUUUUGAUAAAGUUGUGAAUAUCACCGUUGGCGUGAAAGAAGAACGGAUGAUGAUCACAGGAUUGCACACUGUGGUUGACAUAUUCUGUGUUGCAUGCGGUUCCAUUGUUGGAUGGAAAUAUGAGGCUGCUUAUGAGACGACUGAGAAGUACAAAGAAGGAAAGUUUAUCCUUGAAAGGUUUAAGGUGUUGGGACCUGAUGGCAGCCUCUACUUGACAGCUCAAGAAGCUCAUGUUGCUGAAAGUGAUGCUGAUGAUGUUUGAUGUUCUCAUUUCCGGAUCAUCUAUUUCUUAAUUGUACUGAGUAGAUUGGAUGAGAAAUGUUGGAAUCCAUUAGAACUGAAAAGCAGUUGCAUGUUUGUUUGGUUGGAAUAGUUGAGAAUAUGAAUCCAUAUCUAUUAUUAGAGUUCAUUACAAUCUAUUUGAAUUUCUUUUGUUAUGAGGUUUAAUUAUAGGAAUUGUGGGUGUUAGUGGUAUAUGUUAGUUUUAUUUGUGUAUUUUCAUAUUGAUAUAGGUAGAUUUUAAUCAAUUGCAAGUUAUGUAAUUCAUGUACUUAAGGGAUCGAAGUAUGAAAAUAAUC